Molecule: messenger RNA, 1762 nt
Organism: Verruconis gallopava
Lineage: Eukaryota; Fungi; Ascomycota; Dothideomycetes; Venturiales; Sympoventuriaceae
Exons: 1
Coding region: 590-1483 (297 amino acids)
Source: RefSeq, a predicted model, not a curated record
AUUUUUAUCCCGUUCUCAAACUCGCGACCCGAUAUUUCGUGAUCUGACCUUUUUUUCUUUGGUUUUCAGAAGCUGCCAAUGCUCGGUCGCCAUUCUUUCGCCGUAGAGCUUAAACGCGUGACGAAAGAACUGCAUGGGGUCAACGCCUCGCCACGAGGCACCAAUGCAACGAGGAACCUGCCACGAGCCGGGCAUUCUUCAACCCAAAAUCGCAUUUCAACUUGACCCUCCGGAAAAGAUGUCGCCUGUUCAUGCCAGAGCCUUUGAACGCAUCGUAAGCAUUGCAGCCUGCACGGCUGAUCAGCGACUGUCGCCGGCCACGCUACAUUCUCAGAAGACGAGCGUGAGAAAAUAAAGUGAAAUAAUGAAAGAGAAAAAAAAAUUGAAAUGGUUGCAGCCUGAUCACGUAGGCAACAGAGAAGUAUUUGAUUCGAAGAAAAGACCUUAGUUAGCGAUGUGUCGACGUGUUCGGGUUGACAAAGUUUAAAAGCUUCAAGGCGCAAAAUCUGCUGUUACCCGCCUGCAAGGUGCUCCUUGCCCCUUUCAAUCGUCUUCGCGUUUCUGCUACACAGAGCCAAGGCACGGGCAUAUGUCGCGCCUGCACGUCACAAUGGUAUCGCAAGACGACGUGACUCGGCUUACGAAGGGAGAGAUGACGAGGAGGCCAAUGCUUGAUGCUCACAACGACGACACGGCAUCUUGGGCCGCCACAAUCACGCAGGGUACUUCACAUGGCCAAGUCGAAGGUGGCGAACACGUAGGCACGACUGACGGUUCACUCGCAACGACGCGUCAAUCUGACUACGGAGGACGCACGAAACGCUCGGAGAGAAACAAGGACGGCUCGCUGAUGACGCCACCAGAGCAGCAGCCGCAGCAGCUUCUGCAUGGCAAGACAUUCACCUUCCCCGCGGCACUGGCGGCGUACGACGUGACAGGCAAGACGUGGCUAGAAGCGCAUAUGGAUACGCACGUGCUCAUGACCGCGACGAUGGUCUUUGCGCGCGAUGGCAGCAGCGGCACCGUUAAGCUUCUUCUGCUGCAGCGCAGCUUGUCUGACACUUUCCCCGGGUGCUGGGAGGUUCCAGGCGGGGCGGUGGACGAGGACACGGACGAGACGAUCCUCGAGGCGGCGGCGCGCGAGCUGCGCGAGGAGACGGGCCUGACGCUGAGCCGGUUCGUGCGCGUCGUGAGCACGGCGCGCUUCUCGACGGGCGAGCCGAGGAGCGAGCGCUGGUGGAACAAGAUCAUGUUCGAGGCCGAUGUUGCGGAGGCGAAAGCGGUGGCGGUCGGCGGCGACGAGGUAGCCGCCGUGGGUGCGUGCGUCAGGCUGGACGAGCAUGAGCAUCGAGCCUGGCUGUGGGCGAGCGAAGAGGACGUGCGGGCCGGCUGGGCCGGGAGCACCCAGUUGGCGUUCAUGACGGCGAAGCAGCAGGCUGUCAUGCUUCAGGCGUUUGCGGCACGCAGAGCCGGGACGUCGUAGUUCGAGGUCCACACUCAAGGGUUUCAUCAGCGUCGCACACGUGCGUGGAGCGGCGAUGGGCAAGCGAUGAACGACGUUGCAUGAUGACAACAGCAACAACGAGAGUGGCCAUGCUGCCGGUCCGGGCGUACACAGCGUGUAUGCUGGCAUCCUGCCCUAAGACGAAGGUGUCAAAAGGCAGCGCUUUGGAUUUUUGCGUAUGCGGUAGGGCGAUCAAUGAUCUACCCUCGUUCAUUUCGGCACCACGAACCGAAAAAUCGUGGAUUCGUCUACGUAUCG